Messenger RNA from Rhizopus microsporus ATCC 52813, 1515 nucleotides. RefSeq names its product WD40 repeat-like protein. Lineage: Eukaryota; Fungi; Mucoromycota; Mucoromycetes; Mucorales; Rhizopodaceae. Gene Ontology annotation, biological process: nucleocytoplasmic transport. Gene Ontology annotation, cellular component: nuclear pore. Gene Ontology annotation, molecular function: protein binding. The transcript is spliced from 7 exons. The coding region runs from base 43 to 1506 and encodes 487 amino acids. The record is from RefSeq and is a predicted model, not a curated record.
UCUCUCUCUCUUUUUUUUCUCCUAUACAGAAUAUAUAAUAUAAUGCAAUACACUAUACCUGAUCAAAAUCAUGGAACAGUUGCUGAACAUAAUGGAGACAUAAUCAAUGUGGAGAAUAACGAAAGUGAUGUCAAGUCUACUGUGUUGAACAAUAAGAUUCCUCUGUACCCUUCUAUUCAAUUCAAGCCUAUAGAAAACCAAGCAUCAGACUAUGUGAAUACAGCUCCGUCUAAGGAGUUCAACAUGUUUGAAGCUAAAUAUAAUGAGCUGACUCAGUCUAUUGAAACAUACAUUAAAAAGAGCUUAAAUACGAUUGAACAAACCAACGCCUAUGCUACAGCCAAGCGAAUUUAUGACUAUGUCAACAAGAGUUAUUUCAAAGUUGAGACUGGUCUUCCAAGUGAUAUACAGAUCAGCAGUGAUGGUAUAUUUAAGAGUAUCUCUUGGCACCCUCAUCAAGAAAUAUUGGCAGUUGCAGACAGGGCAGAUCGUAUCUAUUUGUACACAAAACAAGAAACAACAUGGAAAUGCCAAGUGCUAGAACAUGUGUUGAUGAAGGAUAUUCGAUGCAUCGAAUGGAAACCAAAGGCAACAGGAACACUUGCAGUUGGAUGUAAAGCAGGUGUUUGUGUAUGGAAUAUUAGCAUUCAUUUGAACUAUAUAUCUAAUACGGGUAUUUGGUAUCACCCUGCUGCUUCUAUGCAACAUCUUGAAUAUCCAGAACAGGAAUGCGUCACUGCCAUAGCUUGGGAUCCUUCACCUGGAAGUCAUUUAUUAGCUAUUGCUUCAUCUGCAUCCAGCGCAUUGAUUAUUCACGACAUGCUGUUGAACAGAACAGUUGCCCUUAAGCGUUAUGGAAAAGGAAAUACAAUAGUAAGAUGGAGUAAUGAUGGUAAAUGGUUAUUUGUGGGAGGAACAGCUGGUGUUUCUCGCAUUUGGUCGAGUGCCACUUGGGCAUCAAAGCAACUAAAGAAUCCGCCUGGUCUAUGGGUUCAAGCAGCAUGUUGGUUGCCUGAUAAUAUGACAUUAUUGUAUUCAAUGAAGAGUAAAAAUGAUAUUCAUGCCUUAUGUCUAUCUGGGCCCACAUUCAAACAAGAUGUAUGGGAUAUUAAAAUGAUCACCGUUCAUUCAGCAGCAAUAUCUGAUAGUGCUUCUCAUACUGGAAACACUAUUCAAGAUAUAGCCAUUGACCGUAGAUAUGGACAACGAAUAGCUGUCUUUUUUGAAAACUCACCCAUCAUCAAUCUGUACAAUGUUCAACUUUCUCCUCUAAACAUACGAGAAAGAAAAGCAUUUCAUCAGAUUGGAUACAUACGUGGAGCACAAGUAGAAUAUGGAAACAAAGGAUCUAUUCAUGUGUCUGCCUUAAAGAACGAAACAAAGCCUCUACAUAUCUCUUUCUCAUCGUUUUAUAAACAAGGAGCUGUAUUGGCUAUAGCAUGGGAUAACGGUGUCAUUACGUUCGUUACCCAUAACUUGAAGAUUACACUUGCUAAUUUAUGUUAAAUAAAAAGG